This is a messenger RNA of Camelina sativa (false flax), 824 nucleotides long. Its product is annotated as putative receptor-like protein kinase At4g39110. Lineage: Eukaryota; Viridiplantae; Streptophyta; Magnoliopsida; Brassicales; Brassicaceae. Gene Ontology annotation, biological process: protein phosphorylation. The record is from RefSeq and is a predicted model, not a curated record. Gene Ontology annotation, molecular function: transmembrane receptor protein tyrosine kinase activity.
GAAGCAACGGGUUGGUUGAUAUGAGUUGGGAUUUCCCAGUGAGUGCAGGUUACAAGUAUCUCAUUCGGAUGCAUUUCUGUGACAUAGCUAGCAAAUCACUCGGCAGGCUAUAUUUCAAUGUUUUCAUUAACGGGAACGUGGCGUACCAAGAUUUUGAUAUCUCAUACGCUGCUGAUGAUGUCCUUGCUUCUCCGUAUUACAUUGAUUUCGUUGUCGAUCCUACUACUGCUGAUUACAACAAUAACAAAAACAGCCCUUCAGGAUCGUCGAUAACAGUAAGUGUUGGACCAUCAAACAAGACUAGUGUUGAUGAACACGGAGUUGAUGCGAUAUUGAACGGUGUUGAGAUCAUGAAGAUGAAUAACUCAAUGGGUAGUCUUGAUGGGUAUGUUUCAGCAGAUAUGAUUCUGAAUACUUGCCCGAAUCGAAGAAACGUAAGCAUAUUUAUCGCAAUGUUGGCAUUUAUGUGUAUUUUUAUGAGCUUCUACAUUGUGGCUCGAAGGAAGAAAGCUAGGGAUAACUAUGGCUGGACUAAGCUGUCCAUGGACGGCCUUGAAGAUAAUAAUCCCAAGUCCGGGAAUCAAUUGAUAGCAAGAAAGGCUUGAAGAUGCUUUUGCUUGGUGAAUAUAUUAACAAUGGACACUUUUCCUUUAAGUAUUUUCUACUUUGACACGAUGGAAUAAUCUUUUUUUUGUUUCUUAAUUAGGUUUGUAAUGUUUCACAAUGGUGUUAUAAUGUGUUGUUUAUACAUAUGUAACUGAUUUAUUUGUUCAAUGUAUAUAGAGAUACUCUGAUGCAAUUUUCGAAAUGGAAAUGUUUUUAUU